Messenger RNA from Miscanthus lutarioriparius, 1098 nucleotides. The record is from the annotation of a GenBank genome assembly. Lineage: Eukaryota; Viridiplantae; Streptophyta; Magnoliopsida; Poales; Poaceae.
AUGGCGGCUAGAGCUCCGCUGCUCCUCGCGCUGCUGUGCGCGUGCGUCGCCGCCCUCGGCCCGGCCAAUGCGGCGGCGGGGAGGAAGAUGGUCGGCGUGUACGAGCUCAAGGCGGGCGAUUUCUCCGUCAGCGUCACCAACUGGGGCGCCAUCAUCACCUCCGUCGUCCUCCCGGAUUCCAACGGGGAUUUGGCUGACGUCGUGCUUGGCUAUGACACCAUUGGAGGAUACGUGAGUGGUAAAAGCUACUUUGGAGCACUUGUUGGACGAGUAGCCAACAGAAUUGCCAAUGCACGUUUCGUGCUUGAUGGAAAAGUUUAUCAUCUUUUUAAAAACGAUGGCAACAACACACUUCAUGGUGGCCAUAGGGGUUUCAGUCAGGCUAUAUGGACGGUUAAAGAAUUUGUCGGCGGCGGUGCCUCGCCCUACAUCACACUGUACUACCAUAGUUUCGAUGGAGAACAAGGUUUCCCAGGCGACCUGGACGUGUACGUGACGUACCAGCUGGCGUCCCCGUACGUCCUGCGCGUGCACAUGAACGCGACGGCCGUGAACAAGGCGACGCCGGUGAACCUGGCGCAGCACACGUACUGGAACCUGGGCGGGGAGGGCAGCGGCGACGUCCUCCACAACACGGUGCAGCUGUUCGCGUCCCGGUACACGCCCGUGGACAGCGCCCUCAUCCCGACGGGCGUCGUCGCACCCGUGGCCGGCACGCCCUACGACUUCCGCGCCCCGACGCCCGUGGGCUCGCGCAUCCGCCAGGUCUCCGGCGGCAAGGCCGGCGUCUACGGCUACGACACCAACUACGCCGUGGACGGGGAGGACGGGGCGCUGCGGAAGGUGGCCGUCGUCCGGGACGGCGCGUCGGGGCGGGCGAUGGAGCUGUGGGCGAACCAGCCUGGGGUGCAGUUCUACACGGGCAACUUCCUCCUGGACGUCGUGGGGAAGGGCGGCAAGGUGUACGGGCAGUACGGCGCGCUGUGCCUGGAGACGCAGGGGUUCCCGGACGCCGUGAACCACCCGGACUUUCCCUCCCAGAUCGUCAGGCCGGGGCAGGUGUACAAGCACGAUAUGGUGUUCAAGUUCUCCUUCUAG